Molecule: messenger RNA, 351 nt
Organism: Caenorhabditis briggsae
Lineage: Eukaryota; Metazoa; Nematoda; Chromadorea; Rhabditida; Rhabditidae
Exons: 2
Coding region: 1-351 (116 amino acids)
Source: RefSeq, a predicted model, not a curated record
AUGUUCAAGGCUCUUCUGGGUGUCUCUGCUCUUGUUCUCGCUGUUUCCUGCUUCCCACCAGGAUGGCCAACCGCUGAGGAAGUGAAAUCCGAGAUGCAGGCCACUGGAAUGUCUUCUCAAGCCGCUGACGGUGUCAUCAAGAUUGCAGUCGACUUCGACCCAAAAAAAACGUCUGAAGGAGAAAAGAUUCGUGAGGCCGCUCGUGCCACAUUCCAUAAGUUCAUGGAUCAAGUCGACGCCUACAUGAAGACUCAAUCCCAGGCAGAUCAAACCGCCUAUGAGGCAUUCAAAGCUGAGAAGAAAGCUGACUUUGAUGCUCGUCUCGCUGAGAAGAAACUUGGACGGCAAUGA